Molecule: messenger RNA, 812 nt
Organism: Numida meleagris (helmeted guineafowl)
Lineage: Eukaryota; Metazoa; Chordata; Aves; Galliformes; Numididae
Product: histone H2A.V
Exons: 5
Coding region: 155-541 (128 amino acids)
Cellular component (GO): nucleosome
Molecular function (GO): protein heterodimerization activity; structural constituent of chromatin; DNA binding
Source: RefSeq, a predicted model, not a curated record
CGGGACGUUCAAAUCAGUACGGCGCGCUCCGAUUGGCUCGGAGCCGCCGCGGCAGGCCGGGCUCCCUCCUCGCGCUCGGGCGGGUAUUGUCUGACGGCUCCUGAGGCGGCUCCAGCGGCGGACUCGGGACCGGAGCUCGGGCGGCGGCGGCACCAUGGCAGGUGGCAAGGCUGGGAAGGACAGCGGGAAGGCCAAGGCGAAGGCGGUGUCUCGCUCGCAGAGAGCUGGAUUGCAGUUCCCGGUGGGCCGCAUCCACAGGCACCUGAAGACCCGCACCACGAGCCACGGGCGGGUGGGUGCCACCGCCGCCGUGUACAGCGCUGCCAUCCUCGAGUACCUCACUGCCGAGGUCCUGGAGUUGGCGGGCAACGCCUCCAAGGACCUCAAAGUGAAGCGCAUCACUCCCCGCCACCUGCAGCUCGCGAUCCGCGGUGACGAAGAGCUGGACUCCCUCAUCAAAGCCACCAUUGCUGGGGGAGGCGUCAUCCCCCACAUCCACAAAUCUCUGAUCGGGAAGAAGGGGCAGCAGAAAACCGCGUAAAGAAGAGUCGCAACCGGCACGCGUCCUCCCUGCGUCCUGCACCUGCGGCGGAAGAGACCCGGGGGUGUGCGGGGUUUUUUAAGGGAUAGUUCAGCGGAAGGGCGUAGACAAUUGACUGUAGGCAGGAGAAAACAUUUCUGUGUCCGGGCUUUAGGUUCCGAGUCUGACACAAAGUUCCCUCGUGGCGCGGCAGCGCUGGAUGUGCUGAUUGGCUAGGCUGCUCCCGUGUGUUUUAUACAAAAAUGGAACGGAUAAACCAUUUUUUACAAAA